AUUCAAAUACUUCGACAAAUAGAAGAUGUACAGACACAGCAUGCUCUGUCCAUGAAGAAUUGGGAAAAAAAUUGAAAAAGUCUUUCUAAACAAUUAACUGAAAUGGAAAUGGAACGUGAUCAUUUCGCCGAUAAGUUUGAAAAUUUAAAUAAUCAAUUUAAAGAAAUGUCAUUAACUGCAGAGCAACAAGAACUUCAAUUAAUAGAUAAACAUAAUCAAAACAUAAAGUUAAACGAGGAAAUCAAAUCAUUACGUGCUCGAAUUCCUAAUUUAGAAGCUAAAAUUGAGGAUUUAGUUUCAGAACUUGAAUCUUCUAAAGAAACUCAUAAAAUAGCAUUGCAAGAAGCAGAAGAACAGUACCGUUGUGCAUUAAGGCAGGCAUUAGAAGAAAAACAAGAAGAAUUGGAACAAAAAUUACAUUCUGAACAAAAGAACAAACUUAUUAAAGAACAUGAACAAGAAAAACGUCAAAUAAAAUUAGAAUCGAUAAAGAGAAAUUUUUUGAAAUCAGCUAGUGAAACACAAUUGGGAUCAUUGAAAUCAGCAAGUGAAACGCAUUUGGAAAAACAUUAUGAUGGAGCAUUAUCAUCGCCUGUAGUAUAUAGUCCAACAUCAAGUGCAAGAUCAAGUGUUGAUGGAAGUAGUAGUAUGAUAAGUUGUGUUAUGAUGGUCGAGAAACUAAAUUCUUCAGUAAGACAUUUAGAAGGACAAGUUGGUGCUUUACAAGCUCAAUUACAAAUGACUACAAAAAAUAGAGAUGAAUUAGCAGAUGAAUUAGUCAAAUUAACUGUUCAAAUGGAAGAUUAUUCUACAAAAGCAGAAAAGCUUUCAGUACUAGAACAACAACUUUAUGAAUUAAAUGAAAGAUAUCAUAUUACUUUGGAAUUACUUGGAGAAAAGACAGAACAAGUGGAUGAAUUACAAGCAGAUAUUAAAGAUAUGAAAGAUGUAUAUCGUAAUCAAAUAACUGAACUAGCUGCAGAAUUAGAAAAACAUAAAAAUGCUAGUUAAUUUAUUUAUUAUAAUAUUCUUAUUGGUUAUUAAUUUAUUGAUAUUUUAAUGUAAUAUUAUUUUAUAUUUUGUUUUAUAAUUUUUAAAAAAUUAAGAUUUUUAAU
Molecule: messenger RNA, 1115 nt
Organism: Rhizophagus irregularis DAOM 181602=DAOM 197198
Lineage: Eukaryota; Fungi; Glomeromycota; Glomeromycetes; Glomerales; Glomeraceae
Source: RefSeq, a predicted model, not a curated record